Molecule: messenger RNA, 2634 nt
Organism: Drosophila elegans
Lineage: Eukaryota; Metazoa; Arthropoda; Insecta; Diptera; Drosophilidae
Gene: tos
Product: exonuclease 1
Exons: 2
Coding region: 222-2408 (728 amino acids)
Biological process (GO): DNA recombination; mismatch repair
Cellular component (GO): nucleus
Molecular function (GO): DNA binding; 5'-flap endonuclease activity; 5'-3' DNA exonuclease activity
Source: RefSeq, a predicted model, not a curated record
AUUAUUUAAAAAUCCCGUUGCUAUAUUAAAACAGUGUUGACUAACAUUUAAACAGUGUUGGCUAACAUUUAAACAAUUCUAUUUCCAGGUGAAUGGCAACUUUGUAUUUUUAAGUAGCGCACUACAGCCACACUAACGCAUUGGCAACUUUUUGGCGCUAAAAUCGGCGAUUUUAUUGAUUGUUGUUCUGUUUAUAUGUGUUAAUAUUGUUAGCCCAAAUCAUGGGCAUUACCGGUUUGAUACCCUUCGUGGAGAAGGCCUCCUCGCGAUUGCAACUGAAGGAUAUUCGGGGCAGCACAGUGGCCGUGGACACUUAUUGCUGGCUGCACAAGGGAGUUUUUGGCUGCGCGGAGAAGUUGGCCCGCGGCGAGGACACGGAUGUUUAUGUCCAGUACUGCCUUAAGUACGUGCAAAUGCUGCUGUCCUACGACAUCAAGCCCAUCCUGGUGUUCGAUGGUCAGCACUUGCCGGCCAAGGCGUUGACCGAAAAGCGGAGAAGGGAUUCCAGGAAGCAGAGCAAGGAGCGGGCGGCGGAACUCCUGCGAUUGGGACGCAUCGAGGAGGCCCGAUCCCAUAUGCGCCGCUGCGUGGACGUCACCCACGAGAUGGCCCUACGCUUGAUCCGGGAAUGCCGCAGCCGGAAUGUGGACUGCAUUGUGGCGCCCUACGAGGCCGAUGCCCAAAUGGCCUGGCUCAACCGAACCGAUGUGGCCCAGUACAUCAUCACCGAGGACUCGGAUCUGACGCUCUUCGGGGCGAAGAAGAUAAUCUUCAAGCUAGACCUCAAUGGCAGCGGUUUGCUGGUGGAAGCCGAUAAGCUUCACCUGACCAUGGGCUGCAAGGAGGAAAAGUAUAACUUUGAAAAGUUCCGUCGCAUGUGCAUCUUAUCCGGCUGUGACUACCUGGACUCACUGCCUGGCAUUGGACUGGCCAAGGCCUGCAAGUUUAUACUCAAAACGGAACAGGACGACAUGCGAAUAGCACUAAAGAAAAUUCCCAGCUACCUCAAUAUGCGCAAUCUAGAGGUAGAUGACGACUAUAUUGAGAACUUCCUGAGAGCGGAGGCCACCUUCAAGCACAUGUUCAUCUACAAUCCUCUAGAGCGUCGCAUGCAGCGAUUGUGUGCUUUGAAAGAUUAUGAAACCGAUGAACGCUACUGCAGCAAUGCUGGCACCUUGCUGGAGGACAGCGAUCAGGCCCUCCAUUUAGCCCUGGGCAACCUAAAUCCCUUCUCGCUCAAGCGUCUGGACUUUUGGACACCGGAAAUGCCGUGGCCAACGCCAAAGAACGUGAAACGUGCCAAGCACAAGAGCAUUUGGCAGGGGAAUUUCCAGAAAGAGAACCCUUCGACACCGAAGAAGGGAAACGCGUGUGCUUUGUUCUUCAAAAAAGUGGAUUUCGUGAGCAAAACCGUAGACGAGGAGAUCGCGGCUAAUCAGAAAAUAGAAAAGGCCAAACAAACAGAGGCGCAGGUGUUUAGCAUGUACAAUUUUCGAUCGAAAAGAAAGCGGAGUCCGAGCAAGGAAGAGUCUAUGGAUCAGGAGCGCACACCUCCACCGUCGCCGGUGCAAAAGAGCCGCCACAAUCCCUUUGCCAAGGAACGAACUGUGGAGGAAGCUUCCCAGCGAUCCCCGGUGGUUUGUGAGAAUGCCUCCUUGCUGCGUUUGCUCAGUCCCAAGAAGGUAACUCCUUUGGGCGGAGAAGCUGAUGAAACGAGGGUUAAUGCUCUUAAAAGAAGCAUAUUCGCCAAGGAGCAAGUGCAGGUGCGUAGUCGAUUUUUUGCCUCCCAAGACGAACAGACAUGGCUCCAGAAGGAGCAGCCAAAAGAUGAACAGAACGACGAAAAAGACGAGCAGGAGCUGGACUCAAGCGCUAGCAAUAAGAAAUUAAGACUAGAAAAGGAAGUUAUUUCAGUAGACAACUCAAAACGACAACGUUCUAACUCACCGUGUAGUGAGGGAGAAACAGAUACAGAAACCACUGCCUCUUCGCUUUUGGAAUCCCAAGAUAAUCCAUCAGCAUCUUCGCAUUUAGAAUCACAAGAAGAGCCAGUCACUUCUCAGCCAGAAAAACCAACUAAAGGCAUAGGAAUACGCAUAAAAUCCCUUGAUGUGCUAGUUGAAAACUCUCUGGAAGCCACCGAUGCCGACAGGAACAACAAUGAUGCCAUCAUCCUGCUAUCCGACGACAGCUGCAGUUCAGAGCAAACAGCCUCAUCCAUCUCAGCGUCCACCCUGCAACGCCAGAAUUCCCUGCCAGUCGGCAAACGAAGAGUUGGACUAAGUAAGCCCUCCACUGCCAAAAAGGGAACUCCCAAGACCAAGACGAACGGCAAACUCGGAGUCGUGGGCCAGAGUCAAACCAAACUCAGCAUGUUUGGCUUCCAGAAGAGACCUGUCCUCAAGUAGAUUUCUAUUACUAGGCUGUAACUUUUUUUGUUCUUUAGAUUAAUCUAAUUUAUUAAAGUGAUGACUGACUACACCAGAGCUGAAUGCCAUGAAUCCAUCAAGAUUACAAUUGCUAGGCUGGCAAGGUGAUUUCUGACUGUCGAGAACUGCGUCACACUCAACUGCCGCGACUAACAACUUUAAUUAAAACGAGGUAUAAAUAGAUGCUACACCCCGUCGCAUUUCU